This is a messenger RNA of Motacilla alba alba, 11852 nucleotides long. RefSeq names its product yippee like 2 (gene YPEL2). Lineage: Eukaryota; Metazoa; Chordata; Aves; Passeriformes; Motacillidae. Bases 6389 to 6976 code for a protein of 195 amino acids. The record is from RefSeq and is a predicted model, not a curated record. The transcript is spliced from 5 exons.
UCUUCGCAGGUGUCUCUUUCCCAGUGCCAGGAUUGGAAUAACUGGUAAAACAGUCCUUGAGCUCCCUCGUGUCCUCUGGAUCCAUAGAUUCUGAAUAAAUUACUUCCUUUCCUUGCUUCUUGGUGUGUGCAGUUGAGUCAGGGUUGUGUUGAAGAAGACAGCAUCCCUACCUGUAAAUCCACAUUCCCUCAAAGGCUCCUUGACUCAUGGAUUGAAACCUGUUGCUGAGAGAGAAUUUAAUUAAGGAACUGGUCACUCUGGUGUAGGUCCUGGCUGGCAGUUCAGAAAGCUGGGACCUCCUUCAUCUGGUGUGGUACUACAAAAGCAUUGCAGGGAUUGCAGAGGAGCAAAAAACCAUUUAUUUCUUGUUCUUGCAUCACGGCCUUGCCUUUGCCUGUGUUUGUGGAAGAAGGGACACCAAUAAAGCCAGGCUUUCAUUGGGCUUUGGUCAUUAACUGGCAGAGCUUUGUUUGCUUGAGCUUGAGCAGAGUCUUCAUUCGAGGUCAGCUGUGGAGUGCUGGAGCACAGGGAUCACAGAGUGGAGUCGGGAAUGAGGAAAUUGAGAGUUCAGUUCUCUGGGCUGUUCUGGAGCUGAUCAGGAUGUCCAAGAUGCAGCAGAGUGUGUUUAUUGCUUGGAAACCAGGAUACACAGCUGUCUUUUUCCACUCCUUGACAGAGACCUAUAAGUUGGUCCUUCAGGAUGUUCCCUCUUUUCUGUGCCUGUUUGUGUGCAGGUCUUGUCUUUCAGAUCCAGUCUCAGUAACUAAUGGCUGAGGACAGGUUUCCUUUUCCUUCCAGAAGCCAAAGGGAGUCCAUGGAAAAGAGGGACUAUUCUGCCCCCAAGAUUUUUCAUUUCUUUAGUAGAGAUCUUCGGCUGGUAAAUCAGGGUCUGUUGGCUGUGUGACACUGGUUGAGAAUGUGGAUUUCUUAUCGUUUGUCUUUUUGGGGAGAAUAAAAAGACAGUUUUCUGGGACUGCUGUGCCCUGGACCUGAAUCCUGUUCCCAGAUCCUCAUCUCCCUGGAUUUUGGCAGUGGGUUAUCUCCCAGUCUGCUUUCUGCCAUGUCAUUUUGCCUUUUUGUCCCCGUUUGUCAGGCUCUGUGGCUGUCCUGCAGCACAUAAGCUGAGUGUUCUUGAUUCUUCUCCUUCUCUGCAGCCUUUUAGUGGACAGCCACAUCUUCCAGCCUGCCUGGGAGCUUUUCCCCCCUCUGCUGUGGGAUGUGUUGGCCAUGGGGAGCAGCUCCGGCUCCGGAAGCGUCACUGGACUGGCCAAGCCACUUAAGGCUGCAGGAAAUAACAUAAUUAAUGAGACUUAGUUCUCCCACAUCUUGUACCUGACAAUCUCGAGUCACUUGACAAUGCUAAUUAAAGCUAAUCACGCUCCUCUGUUUUUAGUAAAUAGCUAUUAUCCCUGCUUCACUCUUGCUUUAACAAAUGAUAGUGCCAGGCUCUGUGAGUCACUGGAAGUUAUGGGAAUGCAGCCUGGUGGAGCUGCCUUCCGGUCUCCUCACCAACAGGUCCAUCUAGAGAUUGGUCUUUUACACCUGCUCAGGUGGAGGAUGUUAAAAUGUGAGAUGUUUUGCUGACUCACAAAAAUACAUCACUUUUAAUCUCCUUUUUUUUUUCCCACUGCUGUCGUGACUUAUACAAAACAAAACCCCCGCAGUCAAGCAAAGGCUACUAAGAGUUCCAAAAGCUGAGGAUGCUUUGAAUUUGCCCUUCAGAGAAGUUUUUGAUGUGCUGAGGGGGAAGGCAGAGUGGUGUCACUUCUCCUGUUUCACAUUGGCACCGGGAGGACAGAACGUAGCGUGGUGUGACCUGGGCAUUGCACGGCCCAGCCGUGGAGCUCCAGAAGAAACCUCUGAGGUUUCACUGAUGAAAUAUGGCUGGAGCAAGAUGUUACUAAAAACAAACUGCCUGGCAGCACAAGCAAAAAUAAAAGAUGGGGUUAAUUAUUAACUGUGGGGAAAUAAGAAAUCUUCACGGGAGUCCCAGGAACUCCCAGCUCAAACACGCGUCAGUUCUGUCACAGAACUGCGUGAGGUGUGUCAGUUCACCUGCCUUGGCAGGCUGAGAGGAUAUCCAGGAGGAACUAAUGACAAAACCUGGCAAGGUAACAGCUGACUUGACCUUCUUAAACUAGAUUCAGUUAUAAAGUGUCUGUCAUGUGAAGACCCAAGCUCUAAAUGCUCACCUGAUUUUGCCCCCUUGACAUAUAAUGCUGUUGAAGAGAAGUGAGAAGGGUUGUGGCUGAAGUGCCACAGAGCUUGUCCCUUGUGGAUGCAGGAACUGUUGCAUUAGAAGUGUUCCUGGCAGAGGUGGGUCAGAAUUCACCAUUUUAUCCUCAGCUUUACUCAGAGUCAGCUGUAGCAGGGUAGAAAAUAAAGUUACUGCCUGUCACGUGCGGGAUGAGCUGCUGGGCAGAGCAAGGCUGGGUUUAAGAUGCUCCUGGGAAGAACUCUCUGAGCAGGUGGGGUUUGUGGGCAGGUGAAAACUUGGGAAUUUGGCAAGGAGAGCUUGUAGUAGUGAGUCAUGACAGGCAGCUCUAGCAGUCCCUUCUUUAAUGUCUUUGAGGAUAUUGGAGUGAUCCUUGCAGUAGAUAAAUGCUCUCACUGUGUUCCCUGGCUUUAUCAGGGAGAAAUGGAUGAUCCAUCCUGCAGACCCAGGUAAUUGAAUCCUGGUCAUACCUACGUUUGCCAGAGAGGGAGAUAAUAAAGUGAUCUGAGGAACACCACAGAAAGUGCAGUGAUAGGGGAUUUAUUUGGACAGCCAGACUGUUUUGCAAUUAAAGCAAAUCAAGCUGAGAAGUGGGGAUGAUGAAAAGCAUUUCCAUUUUGUCAGUAAAUGAUCAGUUGGAUGGGAAGAGCUUUUCUUCUCUGCCUUUAGUUCAGGUUGGUGCUGGAACAGCAAGGCAAGGGUCUUGUUUCAUUUGUAGAAUGCUCUCUGUGUGUGAAUCUGGCAGAGUCCUUGUCUGGGGCUCCAAAUGUGACCUUCACCUUGGACGUGGCUUUGUCCAGCACGAGGGUGGCUCUGAACGGAGGAGCUGCAGCUCAGCUGAUUCAGCUGCAGGCUCUUACCCCUUCCCGGGGCUGCUGGGGCUUUGCAGAACGUAGAGGAGGAAAUGGAGUCACUUGUGUGUUAAAUUAGCCCAGCCUGCAGCUUUUAUUUGUGGCACGAGUGGGAUUUGCUGGUGGGAGCAGACGGAAGCGCCGCCUGGUUCGGGAUCGCUGCUUCUCCAGGAGCCUUCUCCUGCCGUGUUCGAGCUCUGGAAUGGCCUCUGCUGGAGCUGGGCCCUGGAUUCGGCUGGAAGCACCUGGAGGUGGGCAGCUCACAGCUGUAAUCUCGCCCUGCUGCUCCUUAUCAGCAGCACAGGCUCUUCUGCAUUGCAAAGAUAUCGCUGCCAGGCAACUGGGGAGAGUGGGAAGAGAAUUCAGCCAGAGGUGUCAGUCAUCCCUUGGAGAGGCUGAAUCUUGCAGUCCCCGCUCCUGUGCUUUCAGAGACAGGCCUGGAAAAAGUAAUAAAUUAUAAUCUUUCAAUAAUACCUUUAAAUAAAAAAAAGGUUUAAAGAAACCUUCUGUAAUAAACCAUUGAGCCAGGUGAUGUCUGUCCUAGCUUGUGCCGUGCCUUUUUCAGAUGAAAAUGUAAAGGAAAGGCUUUGAUUAAAAUAUUAUAAAGGAUUGUUUCCUUUCCCUGCCUUCCCAGGGCUGUCUGAUGGUGCUUUGGGCUGUGGGGAGAGAUGAGUGAGCAGUUCUGACACUGAAUGGUCCAAGCCCAGCCUUAGGCUGUGAAGAAACUCAGAAAAUGCUCAUUGUCACCUGCUGUCUGUAGUCAGGAGCCAGAAAGAAGCACCUCUGUAAGAUCUUCAUGAGUUAUUUUAACCUGUUCUUUCCCUUUCCAGUUGGCUGAAUGCUGUAAUUCACACAAGAAUUCAUGCUUGGAAUGCAGGAGCCUUUUGGACUUGCUUCUUGCAUUUGGGAACCUGAAAAUGCACUGGUGUGGGCUAUUAAAAUAAGUGAAACUUUUAAAUUUGAGUUAAUCUCCAAAUUGACAGAACCUAAACCAGUUAUAUAUAAAUAACCAUUUAAAAAUGGUUUUUAAUAUUAAUAAAUUUAUUGGGUUUUUACUGGGUUACGGUGACAAAGCUACACAGACUUAAACACAAUUCUAACCUGAAGUGAGUUUUAAAAUUUGCUCUUUGUUCCUUUUAAGUUUCACCUCAUUUCCCUGUACUUUGCAGGUGACCUUUAGAGGAAGCCUGUCCAUCAGAGACACCCAGGGGGGUUUGCUGUGGGGUGCUGUAUCUAUUUUUGACCAGAAGAAUUGUGAUAGACGUGGAGUGAUGAUCUUAAAGAGGGAAAAAAGCCACCAAACCCCAGCCUUUGAGAGGUGAUUAACAGAACCAGCCUGGCAGUUGUGCCGGGCUCGGUGCUGGGGUUUUUCCUGCCGGGCUGGCUGUGGAAUGUGGAGCACGGCAGGUGCAGCAGGGCUGGCACCCUGCCCGUCCCGGAUUCCCUGUGGCCGGCAGGAGAGGCUGGGAUCGCCUCCUGCUGCAGCUCUUCCUCAUGCCCUCUAGUGGUUUCCUGGCAGGUGUCUGGAAUGCUGUUUGCCAUCAGCAUCACCUUCAUCCAUCCCUCCAUCCCCUCUUCCCCAACACCAUGAAGUGCUUCCUCACAGUGGUGAAGAGAUCUCACUUGCUAGGAGACACCCAGAGGAGGAAAAGGGGUUAAAUGUUCUUAUUUGUGUUGUAAUUGUGUCCUUGCAGCUGAUAAAAGUCAGUGCAGAGGGUUCCUGCUGGCUGUUUUGCACAUUUUCUCAUGUUCUCCUGCUUCCAGGGUUUGGAGGAUGAGCUGAGGUGUUAGAGAAGGACACUCAGGGAUCAGUGCUGAGCUCUUUGCAGUGUCACCUUAGGGUUUGAAACUGGUGCAUUUCAGAAACUUGAUGCUGAAGGAGCGAAGCACAUUGUGUUCACCCAUCUGCUGUUUCAGCUCCUUUCUUGGCUUCCCCUUGUGUUGUUCCCUGGUUAAAUUCAGGAUGUUCAUCCUUCCACAAGGUACAUCCCACCCUCCCACCUUCAGACGAUCUGCUUCAUCUUUCCCGGAGCUGUGGCUCCCCAGAACUGCCCCAAACCAGGAGAUUUUGUCACCAUCAGAGUAUAAAAUGUUCUUUUAGCAGUGCCAGAUGCCUCUGAGUGUCCAACACCUGGCUCUGAUAACUCCUGUUCCACAGGGAAGCAGAACAGGGCAUCAAACCCCAACUCCAGUUAGAGACCAGCUUUCCUUCAAGCUGCAUUAAGGGAUAUUAAGGCAGUUUUUGUCAAGAAAACCCUGGUAAGUGGCUGUGUUUACCUUGAGAAUUUUCUUAGAAUCCUGCUCAGAGCCUGGAGCAACCCAGUUUAGGCACAGAAAACUCUCCAAACCCAAUUCUUCUUAUGUUUUCCUUGCACUGGGAAUCAGCACAUCUCAAACUCUUUCUAUAUUAAUGAAAGAGACCCACCAAAGGAGAAGGGUUGGGUUUCCAAAUACCUGGAUUAUUUCAGAGCUGCUGCAAGCAGCUUUCUGUAGCAUUUGCUAUAUUCUAAUAAGUAUUUCACAGGCUGAAGUUUAACUUAAAAUUAAAUAAUCCAUUAAAAAAAAAACCUCUCAGCCCAAACAAACCUGUUGUUUGUCCUGCCACAAUGAACAUUUGCAUCUGGGCUGCAUUGCAAAUGGAUUUUAUUCAAAAUUAGGCUUGUGUGUGAAGGUUUUGUUCUCUGGCAUAUGGACUUGUACACGCAGUGGCCUUGUCUGGCAAGUGCUUGGCACAGACUUCCUCCCCUUUUUUUGUGUUUCCUGAAUGUCUGACAGCUUCGUGUGGGAAGUGGGUGUUGGACACCCACAGGUGGAGGGGUGGAUUCUGAACCAAAAAGUUGCCCAAAUGGCAAAAUGUGUGUGGUGGUUUUUCCAUCAGGAAGCUGAUGGCUGCUCAGAACUCAGCAGGACAGCCCAGCACACCCAGAGCAGGCAAGCAAAACAUUCAGCUGAUUCUUUCACUGAUAACCCACAAUAAAUGAUGUUGCAAGUUUUUUCUUUAGAAUGCCUUCCUUUUGUCUAAACCAGCUUUCUGACUUGUUGGGCAUUAAUUAAUAGGCACAAAUUUCUCUUCCGUUGGAUUGAGUGAGUGCAUCCCAGAGAUAAAUUUCUCUUGAAUGAGAAAAGAGCAAUAAUGGAUGAUGUUGGUGGUGACAGAUACUCAUCUCUCUGACAGUACUGGGCAUGAUGAUAAAGUGAACAAACCUUCUUUUGUUCUUUUUUAAAGUGAGUGGAAUGACUCCAGUGCUGCCCACUGCCUGCGAUGCUGAUGAACAUGAGCUCAUCAUUCUGAAAACCAGAGGCACAGCCCAAAUUCAUCCUUAUGCCUUUGUUCUGCAGCAGAACAAAUGCACUGGUAGCUGGUUUCUGUGAAAUCCCGUGCCCGAAUCCCUUCCUCUGGAGCAUCACCAGCGUGUGGAGCCUGCCCCACACACCCCUCCCCUGCCAAACCACGGCCUUUACCUGCGUGUUCCGCUGUUUCCCGUGCGACCCGUCCUGCGGGAGCGCCUCCUGGGCCACCCCCGACUUCAGCCAGCGCUCCGUGGCUCCAAUGGUGAAGAUGACAAGGUCCAAGACUUUCCAGGCGUAUCUGCCUUCGUGCCACAGGACCUACAGCUGCAUCCACUGCAGGGCUCACCUGGCCAACCACGAUGAGCUCAUUUCCAAGUCCUUCCAGGGCAGCCAAGGACGAGCGUACCUCUUCAACUCCGUAGUGAACGUGGGCUGUGGCCCUGCAGAGGAGCGGGUGUUACUAACAGGACUGCACGCCGUGGCAGAUAUUUACUGUGAAAACUGCAAAACCACGCUGGGCUGGAAAUAUGAACACGCUUUUGAAAGCAGCCAGAAGUAUAAAGAAGGCAAAUACAUCAUUGAACUAGCUCACAUGAUCAAGGAUAAUGGCUGGGAUUGAGCGCAGAGCCCAGCCCUAGCAGCGUGUAAGAGAUGCCAUCAACCGAACAUUGUAUCCAAGAGUGAGAGAGUGACUGAACGCUUGGUUCCAUGCAUUUAGAGGCUCUGCAAUCCAGGAGCAUCUUCACACCCUUCUCCAUCUUUAUUGGUGACUGGCCUCUAAAUUUCUGUCUCUCUGUCUCUUUGCUUUGUAUCUGUUUGUGAGUUGACCCUGGCUGCUUCUCUCUCUGUUCUGGCGUUGGCUCAGAGAAUGCACCGAAUGCCCGACAGCCAUUCCACGUGCCCAGUGCUGAUCCAGCCCGGCCGGGCUCUCCUGGCACCUCCCAGCCGGGGCAGGAGCACCCCGAGGUGCGGGCAGGAGAAGGUGGGAGAGGGGUGGGAGAGUGGGGAACCAUCGGAGGGUGAUGCUGUGCUUCUCCUCUCAGUCCUGGCUAAGCAAGGCUUGAAAUUGAAACCAUCUCCUUGUCUGAAUGGACAGAGAAAUAUCUCCUUGUCUAAAUGGACAGAGAAAUGUCCACUUGUCUGAAUGGACAGAGAAAUGUCCACUUGUCUGAAUGGACAGAGAAAUGUCCACCUGUCUGAAAAGGACAGAGGAGUAUCUCCUUGUCUGACAGGACACAAGUUACCUCACGGCCGCGUUUCCUCCCCGAAUCCAUCGGCGGAGCCUCAGCCCGAGCUGGCUGAGCCCGAGGCAGAGCCAGUUCCCCCCACAGCCUGGGUUUUGUUUGCUGUUUUCCAGCUCCAGGGCUGGAGGCUGGAGGGAUUCCCUGCCUCUCCUUUCCCUCGCUGGUGCAGGGUAGGGAGGUAGGUCCCAGUGGAGCACGGCCGUGGGGAGCGUCCCCGUGGCUGGAGAAACCAAAUCCUGACCCGUGAGCCCUCCAGAGAGGAGGAGAAAACCACUUCAGGCACAAGGAGGCUGGAGCUGCAGUCUAGAAAAUGUGGUGGGGUGAAAAAGGCACGUGUGAGGCAAGGAGGGGGGAAUUCCACAGAGGAGGAUGGGGACAAACAGUGACAGAGGGUACCCCUGGAUUUCCUGGCCUCCCCUGAGCACCCUUGGCGGUGUUGUACCAAUCUUUCACAAGUGCAAGGAGGAAAAUGCUGUUACAGAACCUUUUCCUUGGAUCCCAGGCUCCACUGGGGGAGCCUGGCACAGAAAUGGGGCGAGGAGGGAGCCGAGUUGCUGGCAGUUGUGUGGCACAGGUGGAUAUUUCAAGCCCUGAGGUGUCCUCCCCAAAUGGCCCCCCCUUUUCCCACUCCCAGCAGCCCAUUGCAGGCACGGGGAGAAUGGGGAAGAAAAAAAGAAAUCAAACAUCUUCCCACCACCCCUGGAAUGAUCUAUGCCUUGAGGGGUGGAUGUGGGUGUCAGAGCUGCAAGGGACAACGAGUCCUUCCCAUUUUUGUUUUUCCCUGGUGAUUCCUGAGCACCUCCCGAGGGGGAUGGUGGGGAGGGGGUGUCCUGUGUGACAGGGGAGCUGUGCCAGGCCAAAAUAAAAGGAGAAGUUUGCUCUGCAGCAGUCCAGUAGCUGGUGCAUAACCCAGGACUAUUGAGCUGAGUUCGUUUUGUCUCUCCCCGAGUGAAUUUUUCCUUUUGUUGGCAGAAUUCUUUCAAGUAGGUUAAUCCACGGGGUGGGGAAAUCUUCCUUAAUCCAGAAGGAAAGAGUGCUGUGCAGGGGUGGUGACUCCUUAUGAAACAGAAGCUUUGGAGCUGCAGUCUGUCAUCACUGGCCCCCACCCCCAGAGAUUCCAGGGGGCUGUGGAGGAGUCAUUUGGUGCUCAGUUGGCAGGGAAUGGGAACAGAGACUCUCCCUAAGGAUCAGGGUGGAAUUUAGGGUUGGAUCCUUGUGCUGAAAGCCAAGCCUGAUGAAGCAGAGGUUGUUUGUUUUCUCUCUCAAAGCUCUGUUCUUGACAGCCUUGGAGAAAUGAGGUGGAGUUGGCCGGGCUCCCACAGGGGAUGGAGUUUGUGACCAACCUGUCCAGAGGUGGCUUCUGCCCUCACCCUCCUGCUCUGGCUGUGUAACAAUUGCUUCAGCUUUUGUUUUGGAUUGUCUCUGCUUCUGCCAGCCACAUUCCCUCAGUGGCAAAUCCAGUAAAAAUCAAAAAUUCCACAGCACCUGCUGUCUUGUGGACUCUGGCACUGACCUGGUGCCAUUUCCCCGUCCUUUCAUUGAGGAUCCAUGGCAAUUUAUUGGGUUUUGACUAGUGGGAAGCAACUCCUGUUCUUCAAAGAGCUCUUUAGUCUCCACAGAGCCUUUAAGGGAGCUGGGAGAGGUAAGGGAUCAUCCCAAAUCCUGUGAGGCUGGCAGGAGCACACAGGGCUCGUGGUUUGAUGUUGGUAUUUGGAGUGACUGCUGAUCAAGAAGCAAAAUAAAGGCAGGGCUGUGCAGAGAACUGCUCUGAGAAAUACCAGCUCCAGAGAGCUGCCAGGUGGAAAUGGUUGUAUCCAUUCAUUUGGGAUGAAAAAGGACAAUGCCCCAUCAGACCUGGCUGGUUUCUGCUGGUCACAGGUGUUGGGCUUUUAGUGACAACUGCUCCAAGCUUGAAUAGGGCAAGGUCUUAAUCUGCUUUUAAUUGGUUUUGUGCUGUCAGUCUCUGCUCAGAGCCUGGCCCCGAGCCCUGGUGGAGCCCAGUGAGUGUGGCUGUGCCUGUCCCCAGCACCCAGAGAGCUCCCUGGGGAGUGGCUGUGAUGUCCCACACAGGUGGGAGAGCAGAACUGGGCUUGUGCAGCUCCUGUGUGUGUCCAGGGAGCAGGAGGAGCUUUAGCUGGCUGCCGAAUCCCCUGGGAGCUGGGGGCUGGCAGGAAUGUGGGAUCUGUGCUGGUGACACAGAGUGACACACUCAGAGAUAACCAAAGAACUUCCCUGCUGAGCUGAGCCAGGUGGGGCCUUUUCCCAGGAGAAGUGGAGAUGUGGCCCAUGGAAGCUGCUUGAGCAGGAGGUGCUGCUCUCCAUGGCAGCAGCCUCAGGAAAACACGGACAGCAGCGAGUUUUCCUCCUUUUUUUGGUGUCCAGCCUCGUGUCUGGGCAGCUGUGAGCACCCUUGAGUUUACAUCCCCCCCUCUCUACCCUGAAGCUCAGACUUGAGUAAGUUUUAAAUUGUUUUUUGCUCUGGUGGAUUGUCUGGUGUGAAAUCCUGACCCCUGUAAGAAAUAUUCAGAUGAUAAUAUAUACAAAGCAGAAAAAGUAACCCCCAGAUGUUACCUUGUGAAAUAUACUUUUGUAAAUAAUAUUUAAUUUUUUUUAAAGAAAUAAUAUAUUUGGUGCUGUUUUCUCAGAGCCCCUCCCUGAGAGCACUUUUUUUUUUAUUGUUGUUGUUUAUGAUGAUCCUGUUUCCUUCUGUAUUUGUUGGAAAAUAUGUUUAAAGGGAAACAAAAAUCAUAAUUUACGUUGUCCUCUGAGGUGGAUCCGUGUUUCCUGUGGACGUGGCAGGGGAGGGGACUCCCAGCUGGCAGGUUUGGUGGCUGGGCUGGGGACAGCAGCCCCCGGGGGGGGAAUUUGGGCUGCGAGGGGCUGCAGGCACUCAGGAGGGCUCCGGUUCCCCUCUGGCUUUCCCUGGGGCCCAGAUCCCCUUUGCUCCCAGCAGGAAUCCCCCGGAGCCCAGUGGGGCUGGGAUCCAGGCCUGGAAUUUCCCCUGCACGGUGUGGGCUGGGGUGCAGGAGCUCGGGAGCUGCAGGAGCCGGGGCUGGGCAGCAGCUGCAGCCUCAAGUCGCUGCUGCUGGGGCAGCAGGAUGGAGGAUGGAGCUUUGAACCCAGUGUUGAUUUUCACCUAAACCACAAAUCUUUGGAUCCUGGUUUUAUUUUUGAGGGGAGGUUUUUUUGUUGUUGUUGUUUUGUUUAUUUUUUUUUUAACCAGGCUGCUACAUAACAAAUUAGAGUAAAAGUUUACCUCUCUUGGCAGUAAAUUCAUUUAUUUUGUUCUCCUUUCUGUCUUUAAUCUCCCCCCUUCUCACCCUCCUUCGUUUUUAUUUCACUUGGUCUCUUGUUUAUCCCAAAGUGGACCAACAGCACGAACCCCUGGGCUGUGUUUUGCUGAGCUGCUCAAGAACUGUCGCAGGCUCUUUCAUUCUCUGGGUUUGGAGCACUUCAAACCCCACGGGGGCAAAACCAACCCUGCGAGACAAACCCCGAUGUUCUCCUGAUGAUCAAGUGAGAAUUCUCUCUGUGUGUGCAUUUUUCUGCCUGCUCUGUGAGAGUGUGUGAAUCAUGCAUUUCACUGCGCUCCCCUGCUUCGGGAGGAGCUUCCAGGUGAAGCAGUUCUGGGAUGAAGAGGGGACACCAAACCCCAAGCUCAGCUCAGUGGGAAGGAGCUCUUCCCACCACGGGAGAGGCCUCAGUGCUCAGAAACAAUCAGGUUAGACAGAGAUUUUCUGCAGAAAUCCUGGUGAAGAAGAACAAGCAGAAGAGGGGAAACGAAAUCAUCUUGAAUUCAGAAAAAAAAAAAAAGUAAAAUCAAAGAUCAACAUAUUUAAAUGCAAGCAGAAUGGCAUUGUGUAAGGUACAACCACAAAUAAGCUGUUCUCAUCGUUACAACUGUGUGUAUCCUUUGUUUUGUUCUUCCUAAGGAAAUGGGAAUGCUUUCCCCACUGACAAAACUAAGGACAAUGUUUCCAAUACCAGCCUGUCUAUGGAUGCUCUUGUGUUUACAAAUUGUGUAUAUUUUUAUUUCUUUGAUCGUAUUUUAAUUUUUUUUUUUGCAUAUUCUUUCAGGUCAUUUGCUUCAGUCAUAAAUGCAAUUGUUUGUUUUCAAAUAAUUGGUUUUCACCUUUCCAUGUAUUUGUACAUUGUAUAUAGUUCUUCAGUAUUAGAGGGAGGCGUAUUGUUUGUCAUAUUUACAAUAUGUGUUGGUGCUCAUUUGAGAAAAUAAAAUUUUCCAGUACUAAA